AUGGAAAAUACUUAUCGCAUUUCAAAAAUGCUAAUAAUAAUUGGUAUAGCCAAUGUAUUAAAUGCUUUUAUUGCUGGCUGUAUUCAAGCAGAAAAGUCGUAUCAUUCUGAAAAUUACGUCAAUACUCACUGGAUUACAAUAAUAACGUUAUUCGCAGGAAUUGCUUCUAGUAUUUGUCCAUCUUUUGCUUUUCUUUCCACUUCAUUUAUUUUGGCUACUAUUGUGAAUAUAUUUGCACUGGCGAUUUGUUCAGCAGCUGUAAUCGCUGAUACUCUCAAUUUAAUUACUAUCUUUGAAGAUUUUAGUACAUUAACGAAUAAUGCUUUUUUAACUAAAAUACAGGUUUAUGGCAUGCUUAGCUAUAGCUUGAUAGAUUUAAUUUUAAGCGUGAUAUCAGUAGCAUUUUUAAUUCAAAUUAUGCUCGUAUGUCAUCGUAAUUUUUUGGAUGCCCAAAUAGAACGACGUUCAGUACUAAUAUCUGUAAUCGGUUGCGCACUUAUCGCAACAUCAACAUGUAAACUAUUUGCAUGGAUUUUUGAACUGUAUUUUUUACGCACUGUUGGUAAUAUUAUACGCUAUACUUUUAUACAUUAUACCAUUGAUGAGCCUUUAUGGAUUGCGCUUAAUACUGCCAUCGGUAUUUUUUGCAUACUACGAGUUCCAGCAAUUUCCCUAACAAGAAUAAUAACUUUAUGCUUUUCUUCACUCAGCAUUUACCCAACUAUUACUUACUUAUGGAUUGAUUACCGAUGGUUUACAAGUGCUGUGAUUGCCAAAGUUGCUUUUGUAAAAUGGACACCUGAUUGGUUAUCACUAAUCAAUUUAUGCGCUGGCAUUAUUCAAAUCUUGCUGCUAUCAGUUUUAACUUUAACAACAAUCAGUUCAUUCAGAAAGCCCUUACAAAUGAAUUUCUCGCCCCAAUUUAAGAGAUUCCUUUUCAUUUCAGGUAUAACAGCUGGUAUUACUACAAUAACAAUCUUUGCAUUUGAUAUAUUAUCAAUCCGUUUGGAAGCAUUUUACAAAAUAUUUCAUGGGAAUCAGCAAAAGACGCCUUUCUUAACUGCAUUUUCUGCAGUAUUAUUAUUUCUUGCAUCUACGAAAGAAAUCAACUUUUUAGUUUUUCCUUCACUAUUAUGUACAUUACUGUUCUGCAUUCAGUCAACGACAUUCCUUCUAAUAUCGUAUCUCUACUUAUCAUGGAAUGGGUAUUACGCUAAUGAAAUAUGCGAAAUAUUUUAUCGUAGCUCAGCUUGGUGCACCAAUUACUUAACUGUAUCAGGCGCUAUAUCACAUUUCCUUGAAGCACUUUUAUAUUUGUUUGUUUUUAUCGCAUGCUGUACUAUGGUUAAUAUUAUCUUGAAAAUUAUGCAAAUAAGCCCAUGCCAUGCUACCUCCAAUCAUAGUAGCAAAAGUCCCACAACUGUUAAACUAGAGAAGUCGAUAGAGAUAAUUGGCUUAAUGCUACUCAUUGGUGGAGCAGUUGUAUUUGCAACAACUUUGUACGAACUUACAUGGAAUUCAUCAAGACAUCCGUCAAUUGUUUUACUCACAUCACUUUACCAUAUAUCACUUACAGUUACUCUUCUGAUUUUUCCUCUUUAUCAGAUCAUGAUCAGUCAUAGCCUACAUGCUAACUCAUUACAUUGCAUCACUUUACUGAUGGUCAGUGCGAUCCGCUUCGCAGAUAUCUUAACACAGCUUGACUACCGAAAUACAGGUGAAGUGACCACUUUAUCCUGGAGAAUACACAAUGCAAUUGAAGUCUUCACAUUAGGCGCUUAUUUUGCAACUAUUGUUUUCUGUCUCAGGAUUCAUGAUCAAUCUAAUGACAAUGCAAUACCAUAUAUGCCACCCCAGCCAUUUAUUGAAUUCCGUAAUCCAUUAAGUACAGAACAACAAGACUCCGACCAGCAUUACCCACAUACAUUUUAG
Thelazia callipaeda (thelaziosis nematode) is the source of this 1932-nucleotide messenger RNA. The record is from the annotation of a GenBank genome assembly. Lineage: Eukaryota; Metazoa; Nematoda; Chromadorea; Rhabditida; Thelaziidae.